AUGUCUCUAGCAAGGCCGACGAGACUGCUGUCGCUUGCAUCUCGGGGGCUUCUGACUCCUCGACGGGAUCUUGCGGCCCGCGAUGCCGACGACUCUCUACCUGUGGUUCGCAUCCCGCGGGCUCUACAGCAGCGGCAGGAACAACGGCAGGGCAGGCGGCGGAGCCCUGUGCGGCCGGUGCUGGUGCGACCUGGCCCGCUGUUGGUCUCCGCGCGGCGACCCGAGUUCAACCAGCCCGCGCGCCUCACGCUGGGCCGUUGGGAGUGCGCGCCACUCGCUUCUCGCGGCUGGAAGAAUCGGCGCGCGUGCCACGACCACUUCUCCAUCGAGCGCGCGCAACGCGAGGCACCCGCGCAGCCGAACCUCUCGUGCGAGCGCACCUUCGCCGAUCUGGGGCUGGAGCUCCGCAUGCUAAGCGCGCUGAAGGAGGCUGCUCCCGAAGUCGUUCGGCCUACAACCGUGCAGUCAAGCACCAUCCCCCCACUGCUUCGUGGCCGUCACAUCCUUUGCGCCGCAGAAACCGGCAGUGGCAAGACUCUCAGCUACCUACUACCCCUGCUUCAACGACUUUUGGGCCGGCCAAACCUGGACUCAUGUCAUAUCCCUGCUCCGCGAGGUCUGGUGCUUGUGCCUUCCCGAGAAUUAGCUGAACAGGUGCGAGCCGUGGCCCGACCCUUGGCCAGCUCCGUGGGCCUCCUGGUGCGGGAUCUAGGCGGAGGCCACGGCAUGAGUAGAAUCAGUCUGCAGCUGUCCAAACAGCCUCCAGCAGAUGUGCUAGUGGCCACCCCAGGGGCUUUGUGGAAGGCCCUGAGGCGUCAUCUGAUCAGCCUGGAACAGCUCUCUUUCUUGGUAUUGGAUGAGGCAGACACACUGUUGGAUGAAAGCUUCCUGGAAAUGGUGGAGUACAUUUUGGAGAAAAGCCAAAUAGCAGAAGGCACAGAUGACUUAAAGGACCCCUUUAAUCCCAAAGCGCAAUUAGUAUUGGUCGGGGCCACAUUUCCCGAAGGUGUAAACCAGCUGCUGAGUAAAGUUGCCAACCCUGACUCUCUAACCACUAUCACUAGCUCCAAACUCCACUGCAUCAUGCCUCAUGUCAGACAGACAUUUAUAAGACUGAAGGGAACAGAGAAGGUGACUGAGUUGGUGCAGAUUCUUAAACACCAUGACAGAGCCCAUAGAAUUGGCCCAUCAGGGACUGUUCUGGUGUUCUGUAAUACCUCCAGCACUGUAAACUGGCUGGGAUAUAUUCUGGAUGACCACAAAAUCCAGCACUUAAGGCUGCAGGGACAAAUGCCUGCCUCAAUGAGGGCAGGUAUCUUCCAAGGCUUCCAGAAUGGAUCCCGAGACAUACUUCUCUGCACAGACAUAGCCUCUCGGGGCUUGGACAGCACCCAGGUGGAGCUAGUUAUCAAUUAUGACUUCCCCCUCACCCUGCAGGACUACAUCCACAGAGCGGGGAGGGUGGGCCGUGUGGGGAGCGAGGUACCAGGCACUGUCAUCAGUUUUGUGACCCAUCCCUGGGAUGUGAGUCUGGUUCAGAAAAUUGAGCUGGCAGCUCGCCGGAGAAGAAGUCUUCCAGGACUAGCGUCCACAGUGAGUGAACCUUUGCCCCAGCAAUCCUGAUUUCAACUGGCUUAAAUGUGAUGCCAAGAAUGGAUUUUUCCCCUGAGUCCUGAGUAGGUGAGCACACUUGUCAGUAGGAUGCACUGAGGUCAUCCUUAAUCUCCCUGAAGACUGGUGAGCUGGCUUCAAAAGUAAGCUGUUGGCCAGCAUAGAAGAAUAAACUGUUAAGGUUGGCUCUCUGGUUUUUUCACAUGACUCGUGACAAAUAA
Molecule: messenger RNA, 1832 nt
Organism: Condylura cristata (star-nosed mole)
Lineage: Eukaryota; Metazoa; Chordata; Mammalia; Eulipotyphla; Talpidae
Gene: DDX28
Product: DEAD (Asp-Glu-Ala-Asp) box polypeptide 28
Exons: 1
Coding region: 1-1623 (540 amino acids)
Biological process (GO): mitochondrial large ribosomal subunit assembly
Cellular component (GO): mitochondrion
Molecular function (GO): RNA helicase activity; nucleic acid binding; ATP binding
Source: RefSeq, a predicted model, not a curated record